This is a messenger RNA of Trichoderma aggressivum f. europaeum, 909 nucleotides long. RefSeq lists its product as uncharacterized. The coding region runs from base 1 to 909 and encodes 302 amino acids. NCBI's taxonomy places the organism in Eukaryota, Fungi, Ascomycota, Sordariomycetes, Hypocreales, Hypocreaceae. The transcript has a single exon. The record is from RefSeq and is a predicted model, not a curated record.
AUGACCGUCUUUAAAACGCAUCUGAAAAUUUCCUUCUUCUUAUCUCUCACUUACUUCUGGCCUGGUUUCGUUGAAGCCCAGAUCUUGAAGCAAUCAUGCAUUAAUGAGGCUUGCAGUGCCAAGCGGGUUACCAUCUCUAACCCUCCUGUCAAUCUCUGGGAUGCCAAUGUUAUCGCUGCUUUCAACGAGUUCUUGGUCAGCCUACAAGAUCAGAAUGAAACCAAGGUAGUCGUUUUCGAUAGCGACAACUCCGACUUCUGGGCCUCUACGCUUGACUUCAAUCUAUUCACGAAGCUCGGGAUCCCUGGGCGCAAUGGUACCACUCUCAUAGACACAUACUUUGCAAAUUUGGAUCUCCUCUUGAGUACCCCAGUCAUCUUUAUUGGAGAGAUUAACGGUCGAGCCUGGGGUGCUGGGGAUGAGCACUUGCUGAGAAUGGAUAUGAGAUUUGCUGGACCAGAGGCACAAUUUGGCGCGCCCGAGGCGGCUGUUGGAGUGAUUCAUGUCGGUGGACUCCAACAGUUGGUUAAACUCAUUGGUUCUGGACGCGCUGCAGAAUACAUGCUUGCCGCUGCACAGGUCAGCGCUUCUGAAGCAGCUCGCGUUGGUUGGGUCAACUCUGUCCAUCCUACAGGCAAUGCUCUUCGAAAACAUGUGAACGACAUUGCGGCAAGGAUUGCACUCUUUCCUAUUGAGGCUCUUCAGGCGACCAAGGCCAGUAUUGCAGAACAGGCUCCUCCUAGGGCCGCCUUUGAAAACGAUCUUGCUCGAUUUAAUCAGCUGGCAGCACUACCACAGAUUGCAGCAAAUUUGGGCACCAUUCUGCAAGUAUCCAAGAACGAAUCCAAGUCUUUUGAGGAAAAUCUCAACAAUAAUAUCGUUAAAAGGCUUUAUCAAGAACCUAAUUAG